CAGGCAGCAGCCAACGAGCGAGACCAAGGCAACCAAAGACCAGAAACACAUCGCGCAGCUAGAAGCCUAGUAGAAGCCCGCUACCAGCAGCAAGCACGCGGCGCGGCCGCGAGCAACAAGCUCUCGUCAGCACCACCAGCAGCAGCAGCGAGAGCAGCGGGCCGGCAGCCGGGAGCCCCGCCCCCGUCGCGAGCACCAAGCAAGCAGCAGCGCUCCCGUCUCUCCAACCGAUCGCUCCUCCCCUCGCCGUCCUGCUCCAGCAGCAGCAGCAGCGAGUUAAUUCUCCUGUUGGUUUAUUUGUCUACUGGGGCAUAUUGGAUUAGAGGAGCAGCAAAAAUUGAAGAACCCAAGAAUUACUUUUAACUUAAAUUUAUGUUCUGAUUGUAUGGAAUCCCAUUUCUGAGAGAUGCCAUCAUCGACACCACUGCCGCCACAAAAUUUGCUCCCACUACUAUCACCGGUGGUUGGGCAGAGCACUCGUAUUAAUCUCGGGGAAAUCAAACAAAAACUAGUUAAGAGGAUUGGCUCAGAGCAGACAAAGAAGUACUUUGAGCACUUGCAGAGGUUUUUGUCUUCGAAUCUGAGCAAGGUUGUGUUUGACAAGCUCUGCCUCACAAUAGUUGGUCAUGAAAAUAUUCGGCUUCAUAACAACCUAAUUCGCUCUAUUCUCCACAAUGCCUGCCAAGCAAGCGGGCCACCAAGAGCCAGUGCACCUAAAUCAAUUGGAGUUGCCAAGAAUUCAAAUCAUGUCUUAGUUCCACCAGUUCUGGUCUCUGACAAUGGUGAUGUUCCAUGGCGACAUGUGAAGGCCCACUAUCCACAAGGCAGAAAUGCAGAUGCUGUCCAGGAUAAUGGUGUUGUGCAUUUGACCAAACUGAAGAGAUUUCUACGGCCUCAACAAAGUGACCUUGUGGAACCACUGUCCAAAAGAUUACGCGUCAAAAAUGCAUAUUCAAAUUUAUCUGACCCCCCAAAUAGCAACUAUCAUGUUGUUGGCAGAGAAAAUAUUGAAGGGAUUGCACAGAAUGCUCGAGAUCCAAUAACUGCCCCACUAGGGAUUGCCUUCCGCUCUGGUCAUUUUGGUGACAGUUGGAAAACUUUGACAUUUUCCUCUAGCGCUGGCGGUGAUAACUCUUUUUGUUGCUAUGACCUUGGUCAGCUGUGUGAUACUUCAUCACUGAAACAGCGGAUGGGGAGAAUAGCAGAAACAGAAGGGUUGGAUGGUGUGUCAUUAGAUUGUGCUAAUUUAUUGAAUAACGGAACAGAUUUAUUCUUGAAACAUCUUAUUGGAUCUUGUAUUGAACUAGUUAGAGCAAGAUCUCAGCAUGAUCAAAUAAAUCAGAUGGCACUAAAACAACAGUUAAGUCGAAAGCUUAUAAAUGGUGUACAGCUGCAAAAUCAGGUGCAUGGUCGAAGUGCCAAUACAUGCCCACAAAUCAGCUCAAUUUCAUUGCAAGACUUCAAGGCUCAAUCAGAGCUAAAUCCUCAGCUGCUUGGAGUCAACUCAUCACUGCUACUUGAAAAAAUGAAUUCAUAUGAUUAAUCAGUCAGGAUCCAAAUGAAUUAAUCUUUCUACAGAGAUUAAUCUUUGCCAAGCAGGCAAGAGGAUUACAAGCUUGAAAUUCUAUCUGGAUCACAUGCACCGACAGCCAAAUGGUAUGUGGAUGUCUGCAUAUUUUCUUAUGCAACAAGAGGCCUGAACCAAUGCCCCCAGUUCCUGGUGUGAAUUGUAGCACACUCAGAAAAUGCACCAAGCUGAGGUUGGAAUUCUGUGAUGAAGUCUCAGCCUCACCAGCUAGCAUGCUCCUCCACAUUUUUUCUGGACAGUGGGCACAGCAAUGUCCUGACUUGUUUCCUUGCGCAUCUGCAGCUGAUGUGUUUUUACCUGUUUUAUCACUCUUGCACUGCAUCAAAGUCCAAGCCUGCCUCCAUAACUUACUGCAGCUGAGAUGUUACUUCCUGUUUCAUCUCCACUACACAAAAGGAUGUUUUGACAUUCCUUUGUCUUGGAUGUAGCAGACACCAAAUCUUGUAUGAUGUCUGAUGUUCAUUUUCAUAAUUUGUUGAUGGGCAGUGGAAGGUGCUUCUAACCAUUGCACAGUAUCCGCUUCGGGUGAACUCCGCAGCUCACUAUAAAGAUUGCUCCAUCAAAAUAAGUGAAGAUCUCGUACCUUUUAAGACUGUUGAUUAUACAAAGAUAUCAAUGUUGUGCUCUUAUGCACCAAGGCAAGAUUGCAUAAACAACCAUGGUGGUGCUGGGUGCAAAACAGAUUUAGAACAGAGCCUUCCAACAUAAAGAGCUUCAUUUAGGAGAGCAGGCAAAUAAAUGUGGAAAAUUAACUGCAAGGAACAAAGGGAUGGAUAGAAUGGAAAUGGUGUGGUUCAAGAUGCAAUAGCCAAAGAAGAACAUUCGCGACUAGGGGGAUCUAAAUUACGCUGCCAUUCAGCCAACAAAGAGGCCAGGAAACUGUACCUGGGCUGAUCUCGGAGCUGCUCACAAGAAUCCUGAAUGCUGAUCAAUAUCUGCAAUUAAAGGUCACCAAUUCAUGCCGAAGAGAACAGAAAGUUUGCAUUGCAGGGCCCACCUUAUAUGGCCUGCCGCCUGCACCUGGAGGAUCCAGGCGGUUGUGGCGUUGAAAUAGUCUGACUUUCUGAAUGUUUGGCCCUUGUGCUUCCGUUUGUUGGCUCCGGUGGGCAUUCCAUAAAUAGUGAGCUGAGACAAACCUCCAUUCAUGAUUCAUGGUCUGUGGAUCUGCCGUUUGUGUUUUCAAGCGUAAUAACGGCAGGCACGGUUACAUGCUUGCCUGUCUCUGAAUUUUGUUGCUGGCACGCGUUCCCUGAUGCAUAUGUUGCCAUUGGAGCAUGAGUUUAGCAGGCGAUGUGUACUUGUGGUGUGAUGAUCAUUGACAUGAGUUUAUGCUCCUGGACAUCAUGGGUUCAAUCCCUUAUGUUGUGAUGAUCAUUAACCAUAUCUCAUGAAGAACCUGUGUAA
Messenger RNA from Panicum virgatum (switchgrass), 2992 nucleotides. RefSeq lists its product as uncharacterized. Gene Ontology annotation, biological process: regulation of transcription by RNA polymerase II. Gene Ontology annotation, cellular component: SAGA complex. Lineage: Eukaryota; Viridiplantae; Streptophyta; Magnoliopsida; Poales; Poaceae. The record is from RefSeq and is a predicted model, not a curated record. Gene Ontology annotation, molecular function: transcription coactivator activity. The transcript is spliced from 4 exons. The coding region runs from base 407 to 1543 and encodes 378 amino acids.